GGAGGAUAACCCUGGGAACAACAGAGAACGUGGUGUCGGCUAAGGGGGAUCUCUUCUCCCCCUGGGCCAUGGAACAGGACCCGUCCCAGAGCCACAGCCUGCACACUGAACUACUGGAGCGCCACGACCACAGACAGGACUACAGCACUGAGGAGCAGAUGGUGCCUGGCCCUGCAUCUAUGUCCUACCAACCAGACAUAUCUGUUGGCAGACUUCCCUCUCCAUCUUCUGCAGUGGAGGAUUGCAAAGGCAGGCACAGCUAUGAGUCGCACCUCCGUGAUGUAGCCACUGUCCCUGAGCACAAGACUACCAGACCUGGCCCUGUCAGGGACAUGGGACACCCCCACCACCACCCCUUGGCUCCAGUCAUGCCCCAGGACUACAGAAUGUCCCCUGUCCAUCUGUCCAUGUCCUCCAAAACCUACCCUGGGCACCUGGGUUACAGUUACCCCAUCUAUGGCCACUACACCACUAACCAGGGCAUGGGUCAGUGGGGUGAGGGUGGGACAGGACAGUACCCUGGACAGUCCUUUCCUCACCACCUGCCCUUCCUCACCAGUCAAACACUGACUGCAGACCACGGCACCCACCAACGCAGCGUCCAUCACCAUGGCAACACAGAGGCAGAGUGGAGCUGGAGCCAUUACUUGAGUUUGGACAAUGAGGCUGAUCUGACGAUCAGAUCAGAAUAGCUAACUCUGACACACAAAGCGGAGGAGCUGGGUUUCAUUCUGUGAACAAAGAUACUUGUGACAUUUCAGAACAGUUUCAGAGGUCAAAAGUGAGAGCCUAUGGUCUUUGUGCAUGAGGUCCAAACCAAGAUAUCGUAAAGUGUGUUUUCUUAACUUGUUCUCUGCUAUGGACAUGUGUGUCAAGAGGAGUGUGUGCAAUUUUCUGUUCCCAGUUUAUACAGGGCUGCAGUCCUAUUUAGCUGAAAUAGCAGAAGGCUAUUUGAGCUAUAUACUGGACUUAAUGGACUGAGCCUCCUCAUACUGUGCCUGGUGCUCCAUAUGAACUGCAUUCAAAUGUUUGUU
Molecule: messenger RNA, 1034 nt
Organism: Coregonus clupeaformis (lake whitefish)
Lineage: Eukaryota; Metazoa; Chordata; Actinopteri; Salmoniformes; Salmonidae
Exons: 2
Coding region: 69-692 (207 amino acids)
Source: RefSeq, a predicted model, not a curated record